CCACCUUCCAGAGCCAUUCUCCUGCCCCCCUCCACACAACCACACACCUCCCUCCCUCCACAAACAUGCCCUACUACACCUGCACCCAAGACAACAACGACUUCACCCGCGAAGCCGAUCUCAUCGAACAUAUCCGCCACCACCACUACGCAGACUUCAUCCGAAGACCCGGAUACCCAGGAAUCGAAGACAGCCAUGGUCACAUGUGGUACUGUUUCGAGUGUGAUCGGCCCACGAGCGAUCACCGAAGCUUUGAUUCUGAUCGUGCAAUGUUGAACCAUUUGAGGUCUUGUCAUGGGUAUUUUACGGAUUCUAGCUAUGAAGAUUAGGUUGGGUUGCUCCCCAUGCAAUGCAAUGAUAUGCUAUGCGUUGAUGAUGAAAUCGUUCGGUUGAUGGAAGGGGAAAAAGAAAAGUUGGGAAGUGUUUUCUUCUUGUAAUGAGCUGGGCCUAAUCUCAGUAACUUUAAGGUUUACUUGAUG
Aspergillus sclerotioniger CBS 115572 is the source of this 479-nucleotide messenger RNA. RefSeq lists its product as uncharacterized. The coding region runs from base 66 to 329 and encodes 87 amino acids. The transcript has a single exon. The record is from RefSeq and is a predicted model, not a curated record. Lineage: Eukaryota; Fungi; Ascomycota; Eurotiomycetes; Eurotiales; Aspergillaceae.